AUGAUAGAAAACGAUUACAACGUCAAUUGGCAUAUGGAAGAAAGCCCCUUCUACCCUUCUUCUUCUUCUUCUUCUUCAGGCAGCAUUAUCAAUAUUCCGGUGAUCAACAACUUCUCUGCCGGCAAUGGCGGCGGUGGCAGUGGCGCUGUUUCUCUCUCGCCGGAAAUCCAAGCUUCACAGUAUGCUGUUGGAAACAACCAUCCCAUGUUGGAAAACAACCCUAGUUUCCAAAACCCUAGACCACCCCAAAGUCGUUUCUGUCAAUACCCAACAACAGCUUCUUCAAGAAACAAUCAGAUUGAUAUGUUUGAUAUAUUUUCUCUCCGGAACAACAACAACAACAACAAUGUGAUUGAUCCGAAUCUUCUCCAGCAGUAUCAACAACAAAUAAUGAGGAGUAGUAACAAUGGGUUAGGUUUGCACCAUGAGACUGAUCUUGAAUCUGCUAUGUCCAGGCUUACCUUAUCCACUCAUCGUCAAUCUCAGUUUCAAUUUCAACCGGCUGAUUAUCAGUUUCUCAAUAAUAUUCGUGGAUUGACCAACAACAGUAACCCAGCAGCUGGUGCUGCUUAUGACUAUUUUGGUAAUUCUUCCACUAGUACUAAUAGUACUGAUUUAUCUCCCGAGGCACUGUACCGAUUGAGAAUUCAAUAUGCUUCGAUGGGACUUCAAUUGCCUUAUUAUAAUGGUGGAAUCCCAUUGACAACAGCAGGCUAUGAAUCUCUCUAUUUUCCUGCUGGUUUAAAUCACUACAGAAGUCGAUCUCGACUAGAUAAUGGAAGAAUUACUACUACUGGGUUGUACCAAACAAGGCCUUCUUCUAUGGUUAAUAAUAAUGAUUAUGAUCAUGGACUUGUUGUUGGGUCUGGUAUUAGUGGUAGUGGUGGUGGUUUACAAUAUCGUACUAGGGAAAUUUCUUCUUCUAAUAAUGGGUUUGGAUCAGGAUUGUCUGAAGAUUGGAAGAGCAUGUAUAACAAUCAUAGGUGUUUUCACCCUCGGUCUUCUUCUUCUUCUCGUCAGAAUAUGGCUUACUCUUCGCUUGAACAAGUGAGGGGGAGAAUGUUUUAUGUGGCUAAAGAUCAAGAGGGUUGCCGUUUCUUGCAAACCAGGCUUGUUAAAGACAAGCCUGAGGAGAUCAACAUGAUUUUCUCCGAGGUGAAGGAUAAUUUGCAUGAUCUGAUGGUUCAGCAGUUUGGUAAUUAUCUUAUUCAGAAGCUGAUUGAAGUUGUCAAUGCGAAUCAACUGUCUGAAAUCCUUGUCUCAGUCAUCAGCAAUGAGCAAAGAUUCAAGGAAGUCUGCAUUGAUGAACAUGGAACUAGGGUUGUGCAGAAACUGCUAGGCUAUCUGAAAGUCCCAGAGCAACAGUUCUUGGCUAUGUCGGCUGUGAGUCGUAUCACUGUUGCCUUGACCAAAAGCUCCAAUGGUAACCAUGUCAUUCAAAAAUGCUUUGCAGAAUUAUCUCCAGAAGUUAAUAAGCCUCUUUUGGAUGAAGUAGCAGCAAAUUGCCUGGAGAUAGCAACAGAUAAAAGUGGGUGUUGUAUAUUACAAACUUGUGUAUCUUAUGCCUGUGCAGCUCAUCAUGCUCCACAGACAGGAGAAGCUAAGAAGAGACUUUUGGCCGAAAUUAUAUCAAAUGCACAAAUCCUCUCAGAACAUCCUUAUGGGAACUAUGUUGUGCAGCUUAUAAUAGCACCAGGGACAUUGCCUGACAUACUGACACAGCUCAGAGGGAAAUAUGUGAGUCUGUCUAUGAACAAGCAUGGCAGCAAUGUGGUGGAAAAGUGCCUGAAAGAGAGUAAAACAGAGCAAUAUACUUCUAUAAUUGUUGAUGAGAUCAUUAAUAGUCCACAUUUUCUUGAUGUUCUUCAAGACCCAUAUGGGAAUUAUGUUGCUCAGUCUGCUUUAGAAGUAUCAAUGGGUCGUACUCACAGUGAUCUUGUUAGACUCAUUCUAAUGCAUGAGAAAUCUCUGCACAGCCAUCCACAUGGGAAAAGGGUUCUGCAACAAGCUCGUGCUUCCAAGCAUCAGCGUGUAUGA
Molecule: messenger RNA, 2037 nt
Organism: Ziziphus jujuba (common jujube)
Lineage: Eukaryota; Viridiplantae; Streptophyta; Magnoliopsida; Rosales; Rhamnaceae
Product: putative pumilio homolog 8, chloroplastic
Exons: 5
Coding region: 1-2037 (678 amino acids)
Biological process (GO): post-transcriptional regulation of gene expression
Cellular component (GO): cytoplasm
Molecular function (GO): mRNA binding
Source: RefSeq, a predicted model, not a curated record